AUUUUUAAUAAUUCAUCAAAAAUUAUAUUUUUCGGAAUUUUAAUAAUAGGAACAUUAAUUUCUAUUUCUGCUAAUUCAUGGUUAGGUGCUUGAAUAGGGUUAGAAAUUAAUUUAUUAGCUUUUAUCCCCCUAAUAAGAGAUGAUAAAUUAAUAUCAACAGAAGCCUCAUUAAAGUAUUUCUUAACUCAAGCAUUAGCAUCUUCAGUAUUUCUAUUCGCAGUGAUUCUGUUUUUACUAAAUUCAAGUAAAACAAAUUCAAAUUAUUUUAUAGAAAUAAUAAUCUUUUCUUCUCUUCUUUUAAAAAGAGGUUCUGCUCCAUUUCAUUUUUGAUUCCCUAAUGUAAUAGAAGGACUUUCAUGAACAAAUGCAUUAAUUUUAAUGACUUGACAAAAAAUUGCACCUUUAAUAUUAAUUUCUUAUAUUAUUUUUAAGCCAUUAAUUAUUACAAGUAUUAUUCUUUCAAGAUUAAUUGGUGCUUUAGGUGGAUUGAAUCAAACUUCUUUACGUAAAUUAAUAGCUUAUUCUUCUAUCAAUCAUUUAGGAUGAAUAUUAGCAGCAAUAUAUAAUAGAAAUUUAUUAUGAAUAACAUAUUUUUUAUUUUAUUCAUUUCUUUCAUUUGCUAUAAUCUUUAUAUUCAAUAUAUUUAAAACUUCUCAUAUUAACCAAUUAUUUUCAUUAUUUUUUCAUUCAAAGGUUAUAAAAUUUUUUUUAUUUUUUAAUUUAUUAUCAUUAGGAGGAUUACCUCCAUUUUUAGGAUUUUUCCCUAAAUGAAUUGUUAUUCAAUCUUUAACUAUUAAUAAUCAAUUAUUUUUAUUAACAUUUAUAGUAUUAAUAACAUUAAUUACUUUAUAUUUUUAUAUACGAUUAUCAUAUAGAGCUUUUAUAUUAAAUUAUUAUGAAAAUAAUUGAUUAAACUAUUCUAUAUUCAAAUCUAGUUAUAUGAAAAUUUUUAUAACUUUUUCAUUUAUUUCAAUUUUUGGGUUAUUCCUAAUUUCUUCUUUAUAUUUUUUAUUUUAA
Molecule: messenger RNA, 1017 nt
Organism: Lucilia sericata (common green bottle fly)
Lineage: Eukaryota; Metazoa; Arthropoda; Insecta; Diptera; Calliphoridae
Source: the annotation of a RefSeq genome assembly